GUAAUUUUCUGAAGCAGACCGGACCAGUGUUUUCAAGCCUCUGAUUUAAACAGCAAUGUGACUGCGCAUUUUAUGCAGUGGCUUGAGCCUGCGUCAUAUUCAUUUUCUAAAUUUCGUGUAGAAUUUAACGAGGGAUUAAUUUUCGGAGAAGAAUAAAUUAAGGAUUAAUCCCAACAUGUUCUUUCUGAAUGGAGUGUUCCUUUUGCUCCAUCUCUGUGUUUUAGUAACGGUCAAUGCCCAACUUUCCGGACAGCUCCAGUUCGCGGUUAAAUCAGGAACAUGUCCAACCGAUAUCUGUGUGUCUGUUUUUGACAAUGGGUGUACCAGUGACUUAACGUGUCCCGGAGAUUUUAAAUGUUGUUCAAACAACUGUGGGAAGAAUAUGUGCUAUCCUCCAAAAGCUCAAGCUACACAACAGGAACAACCGCUACACGUGUCGUUUGUUCAAAAUGGCGGAAUGGAGUUUAACAACCAUUGCUACUACAACUCAAAGUGGUACAGCGCCGGCCAAAACCUAAUCAGUCGAAAUGGCGACGUCUGCACGUGUGUUAACAGAGACAAGAUCACGUGUUCUCGAUCAAACAAUAACAUGAAUAACAACAAUCAACAAAGUAACAACUUCAACGGUAACAGGAACAACUUUAAUACACAAUAUAACAACAAUGCAAACAACGGUCAACGUUUCCAACAGAAUUCUCCAGUCCAACAGCAAGCAAACUUCCGCAUGGGACCGGACACGUGGCAAUCUUCGUGGACCACCAAGGCCCCACCAACAACCACCACCCAGCGGGAAGCCACCCCUCAUCCCGCCAAAAUCUUCAUCCAAAAUAUAAAUCAUAACCAGGUCAUGAACGGUUUGGGAAGUAACCAACAGGCAAACGGACAAAUGUACAACAGUCUCGGAGACCACAAGAUGACACAAACGCCUGCCUUCUUUCAUGCGAGUCCGGUUAAAGAGGCACAAGCCAACGGUGUAAUUAACGGACAUGUGAACUUCCAUGACCCUUUUGAACCGGCAAGUACGCAUGCGCACCAGUCUUUAUUCGAUAAAGGAUUUCCAAGCAUAGCCAACAAACCUUUGUAUGUUCAGGAACACAAGACGGAAUCUAGCGGACCUUACAAGCCAAUAAUGGACGGGAAUGUAAACUUUGGCUUGCCUAGUAAACAGGCGGGAAAUGUUUGGGCGGGCCCACUAACGACAGAAAUAAGUGUGAUGCAAGAGGUUGGUUCGCCCGGUGGGUCGCAUCAAGGACAAAGCGUGGCCCAGGAGUACAAUCCUUGGGGCGUCACCCAGACCUACGAGAACACAGGCUUCAGCCAAAACGUCGUGGAGAACAUCGAACUAGGUUUGCUCGAAAGUCAGACGCAAGGCUUUGUUGCCUCCAGUGACUUUAACGCUGCCUUUUUUGGAGGUCAAGAGCAGCCUCAAGAUAUCAGUAACCCAUCCAAUCAAAACAAUAGACAAGUAAAGAGUCAGUCUCUUGGUCAGUUCCAGCAGCAAAUUGCAAUGCCACCGACCAAUAUCAAUCAAAACUUCAAUCAACAGUCCAUGGGUAGUAGUUUUCAAACAAGUAAUGUUAAUUACCAAAAUAAUCCGAGCGUUAUCAAUAAUGGUAUGGGCCAUGGAUCGGAAUCACAUAUGUAUCAGCCAGCGGAUCAAAGGAAUUCCCAGUCCUCUUUUCAAAUGCAUAAUGUUGAAAAUCAAAAUGUGAAUCCUCAAUCAGUAUUUGGCAGUUCCAAUCAAUAUGAUAAUCAAUACCAAGGAACUCAUACUUCGAACGUGAGAAUGCAAGAAAUGGGAAAUCCCUUCCAACAACCUGCUGAAAGAAAUCCUUACCCACAACCCGUUCAACAAAAUCCUUACCCACAACCCGUUCAACAAAAUCCUUACCCACAACCCGUUCAACAAAAUCCUUAUCCACAACAUGUUCAACAAACAUUUGCAGAGCAACAACCCUGGUCAAACCAACGUGCAGAAAAUGCCAACCAACAAUGGGCACCUAAGCAUCAAAUCUCUGCUAAUGGUCCAGCAAUCUUUCAACAUGACCAAAGUCAAAUUUCUAAUGUACAACAAAGGAUCGGCUCAGGGAACAUUCAAAAUUUAAGUAAGCAACCAACAAUGAAUAAUAUUUGGGACAAUGCAGAGGAAGCCAAUCAACACAACAACAAGAACAAAGCCGAUAAAUUUUCGAUCAUCCCAAAUCCAAACGAAAAUCUUUCCCAAGGGUCACAAUUUACAUUUGGUAAUGGUAGAAGCCAAGCUAAAGUGCGAAACGUCAUUAGUUUCGAAGCAUUGCAAAGUCAAAGUGAUUUAAGACGCUUUAAUAGUAAGCUAGCAAGAACACAGUUUUCCUUAAGUGAUGCCCAAGGGGGUCAACCAACACAGAUAGAAACUCCGAUUCCUCCGACAACGAAAAUUGUCGAAAAAACUACAGCCAAACCAAUUGAAACCACUGAAACACCUAAAACCAAGACAAAGUCGGACAUAGAUAUCCAGCCCGCUGUUGAUGAAAUUGUUAUUGAAACCACCAUACCUCCAAAAACUUCCACACAGAGUUUCAUACAGUUCUUGCAGUUUGUUUUGGAACAGAGAGAGUUGGUUAAAAGUAAAGCAGAUGCAAAAGCGUCGGAAACUAUUGACACCAGUGACUUCGUGAAAAGUAAAACUGCUGCACCUACGACGAAGAUAUCCGUAAAAGCUGAAACAGUGGCAUCUACAACAAAACUUCCUUUAAAGAGUUCAUCAUCAGCCCCAAUCACACCCUCUCAAAGCACUUCGACUGCUGCUCCUACAACGCAGAAACUGACAACUGUUGUAAAAAGUACAACGACAGUACCGACAACACCAACUGCAGCAGCGAUAACAACAACAGCAGCCAAGAUAACAACAGCAGCCCCAGAAACAACUACAAAAGCAAGGACAACAACAGUCAAAACGACUGUUGUUACUGCUGCCCCAACAGUCGCUUCAACGGAAGCUGCUACUCCAGCAGCUUCUACGACCACGUCCAGUGUAACACCAGCCGCAACCACCGCCGCAACCGUUAUUACCACUACUGCUGCCAGCAAAAUGAACUCUAUUGAACCGACCACGUCUGUCAAUUUUAGUAAAAUACCAAGCACAUUGAGAUCCCUAUUGGCUGACAUAGACAAACAGACCACAGUUCGUAUAAAGUUUAAGAAGUCAAAUGAUGCAACUCCUGAAAUAUCCAUAGAGUAUGUCACGCCUUCACCAAAGAAAGAUGAAAAACCGUCGUUAAAACAGGUGGCUACUUCCACCAUUCCUACUACGACAUUCAAAUAUGGACCAAAUAACGCCGCACAAAAACUAUCCUUCAAAAACCCGAUUCCGAUAGAAUCAAAAGAAUCACGCAUAAAGAUUGUUACAGACACGCCUCCUCCAAAAGUUGUUACGUCUACUGAAAAUCCAGGUUCGACACAAGCCGGUGUUCCAGACGAAAAGAGUGGGGGACUAACUAAUUCGCGCUUUUCUCAUUAUCAAUUUACCGACAGUUCUCCAGUGCGUAUGGAUGUGGUCGAUUAUAGCAAAGAUAUUCCCUUGAAUGCAAAGCAGACGACAACAGCCGUGCCAGCGGAGACACCGGGUGUUUACAAUGGGAAUUCAACCAACUUCGGUCCAGGAAACAUUGCAAAGCAAAAUUCUCCACCAAAGACCUCGAACAGGCAACAAGAAGAGGAGGCACUUCCUGCAAAUGCGACAUUUUUCCAAAAGAUUAUGUUUCUGAAAAGACAAAAGGCUGCCAGGGAGAACCCGGUAGAAGCGCUGCAGAAGUUCGGAGACCCGUCAGCCAACAUGCUGAAUCUCAUUAAGCUGCUCCCAAAGAACAACAACAGUCCGAUGGCUGCGACAAACGAAGCUGCGUUAUUUACAUCCAAGGUGGAACCACCUGUGAGAAAGACGACAUCGAGAGACACUGCCACCACUCCUGCUCCAAAAAAGUCACCCAAGGUCGUUAAUAGGAAUGUUCCUGCUAAGACUAACACUAGGGUGAAAACUCCAUCGGGUAAUAUGCGUACUAAUAGCAGAAGCAAUUCAAGGAAUACAGCACAGCGGAGGGGCUCUAAAAAUGUCCCUGUGACGCCAAAAGGACGUCGACCACAGUCAAAUAAAAAGAAACCACAACCAAAGAGAAACAAAAACCAGUGCAUAUAUUUUGGAAAGGUCUACAGAGCUGGUCAAAGGUUUAAGAACGACAAGGGACAGAAGUGUAAAUGCCAGCGAGGAGGACGAGUCAAAUGUAGACGAUAACAAUGUCGCAAGUGACGGCGUCUGUUUUCAAUUUUUUUUUUUUUUUAAUUUUUUUUCGUGAGAUGUGUCAGAGAUUUUACCAUGUUAAAAAUAAAAAAAAAAACUUUUAUAGAAAGACGAAUCACUUAGUUUUUUUUUAGUUCGAAUAACUCUUAAAUAGAUUUAUAUACCGGUAUACGGUGUGAUUAUAAUUAACUUUUUUUUUUAUUUUAAAACGAAUUUAAGAAAUGUAAGAAAUUGGCGUGGUUGUUUGACACACUAUUUAAUAAGUUCCAUAUAAGUGCGAUGUAGUUAUAUUAUGGGGCAUUACCAGCACAAAGUCAAGUUAUGUCCCUUAAUUUAGGACCUUGCAAAUACUAGUAGACAUAAGAUCGAGGUCAUGCGCGGAUCCAGAAAAUUCGAAGGGAUCCGUGGAAGGGUUUGGUAUUGGGGAGGUCCGAUGUAUAUUUUCGGUAAUUUGACUAUGCAUACAUAUGAAAUUCGAAUUUCCAUUAGUUGGG
This is a messenger RNA of Magallana angulata, 4770 nucleotides long. Its product is annotated as mucin-4-like. Gene Ontology annotation, molecular function: peptidase inhibitor activity. NCBI's taxonomy places the organism in Eukaryota, Metazoa, Mollusca, Bivalvia, Ostreida, Ostreidae. Gene Ontology annotation, cellular component: extracellular region. The record is from RefSeq and is a predicted model, not a curated record. Bases 176 to 4270 code for a protein of 1364 amino acids. The transcript has 5 exons.